Messenger RNA from Hyaloscypha bicolor E, 814 nucleotides. RefSeq lists its product as uncharacterized. The transcript has a single exon. The record is from RefSeq and is a predicted model, not a curated record. The coding region runs from base 113 to 520 and encodes 135 amino acids. Lineage: Eukaryota; Fungi; Ascomycota; Leotiomycetes; Helotiales; Hyaloscyphaceae.
ACCAAUUCGUGGACAUACAGCGCACCCCUUCGCAUCCAACCCGCUGAAUUUGGGUGGCUACUGUGGGUUCGACGUGCACUUUUAGCCGGGAGAAACCUUUCGCCCGGAUCUGAUGUUCCCUCCCCCUAACGAUGUCGUAUUGAAAGACGGUCCCAGAAUUACCCAACAUCCGAAUGGUUUGCAGCAUUAUCCAUACGCCAAGAUUGGGAUUGCUCUGGCUGGGACCCUCUUCGGAGUUGUGCAUUGUCUUGCGUGGGGAUUUUCUUUCCCUAAAUCAGUUGAGAGGAUCGUGAGGAGGUCUGCGAGUUUAUACUUCGGUCUUCCUUUCGUUUCCUGGCCGGUAUCAUUUAUUCCAACUUCGAUAUUUGCUCCAGGGGGACCGGGAGAUCGACUCUUCCGGGUGAUAUGGUAUCUAACGUUGAUUGCGAACGUAAUAUAUGCUGUAGCACGACUGGCUUUGCUUGUUCUGGUGUUAAGAAGUCUGUUCCCCCCCCCAGCUGGCUCAUUUGUGUCCACAUAGGCGGACGAGAUUCCUCAUUUUUCUUAAAACGUCUGCUUGUCUUAUCCAUGCUGGCAUACAGGAUAGUAUCCCCCUUCAUCGGGCGAGACAUUGCUAGGGUGGGCAAGGGGGUCUCGUUUGGUUGGGGAGCAUAAAAUUAUGUGACUUCUGGAAUUUUAUGGGGUACCACAGCUGUGGCUAAUACGCUAGCAACGUCUCGCCGGGCGAAGGGAUAGCAGUGGUUUCUUGCUUGUCGUGAUAGUUUUGUGUCCUAUGUAGUUCAGUAGGGAUACAAUAAGACGGAAGAAAAUGCAG